Messenger RNA from Diceros bicornis minor, 771 nucleotides. RefSeq names its product angiogenin (gene ANG). The transcript has 2 exons. The coding region runs from base 98 to 538 and encodes 146 amino acids. Lineage: Eukaryota; Metazoa; Chordata; Mammalia; Perissodactyla; Rhinocerotidae. Gene Ontology annotation, biological process: antibacterial humoral response; antimicrobial humoral immune response mediated by antimicrobial peptide; defense response to Gram-positive bacterium. Gene Ontology annotation, molecular function: nucleic acid binding; RNA nuclease activity. The record is from RefSeq and is a predicted model, not a curated record.
CGAGGAAGAAGCGGCUGAGAAACAAAAACUUCUCUUUCCGCUGUCCUGCCCGUUUCUGCAGCCUUGUUCCGAGGCCGAGGAGCCUUUGUUGGAAGAGAUGGUGAUGGGCCUGGGCCCGCUGUUGUUGGUCUUCGUGCUGGGUCUGGGUCUGACCCCACUGACCCUGGCUCAGGGUGACUUCAGGUACAGAGAUUUCCUGACCAAGCACUAUGAUGCCAAACCAACGGGCCGGAAUGACAGAUACUGUGACAGCAUGAUGGUGAGACGAGGCCUGACCACACCCUGCAAAGACACCAACACCUUUAUUCAUGGCAAGAAGACAAGCAUCAAGGCCAUCUGUGGAGAUAAGAAUGGAGAGACUUAUAAUGGAAAUUUGAGAAUAAGCAAGACUCCUUUCCAGGUCACCACUUGCAAGCAUGUAGGAGGGUCCCCCCGGCCUCCAUGCCGGUACAGAGCCACACCAGGGUACAGAAACAUUGUUGUGGCCUGUGAAAAUGGCUUGCCUGUCCACUUUGACGAGUCCUUUUUUCGUCCAUAACUUGCACGACACUGCCCAGAGCUGGCUCUGCUCUCCUUUCCUUGCCGUUUCCCUUCCCCACCCCAGAACAGUGGCGGCAACAUUCAUUGCCAGGGGCCCAGAAAAUGAGCUGCUCGGAUCUUUUGCUGUUUUACAAUAUGUUUAAUAAAUAAAAAUGUCUCUGAAAUUGGUAAGAAUCAAAGUCUUCUCACUGAUUCUUGGCCUAUUGAUCUUUCCCCAUUUUCUCUACUCAG